Daphnia carinata is the source of this 1085-nucleotide messenger RNA. RefSeq names its product transcription initiation factor TFIID subunit 8-like (gene Taf8). The transcript is spliced from 6 exons. The record is from RefSeq and is a predicted model, not a curated record. NCBI's taxonomy places the organism in Eukaryota, Metazoa, Arthropoda, Branchiopoda, Diplostraca, Daphniidae. Gene Ontology annotation, molecular function: protein heterodimerization activity. Gene Ontology annotation, cellular component: transcription factor TFIID complex. Gene Ontology annotation, biological process: transcription initiation at RNA polymerase II promoter. Bases 115 to 993 code for a protein of 292 amino acids.
GACUGCACUGUUGUGAAUCAUGGUGGUAUUGUCAACUGUCAACACAACAGUGAAAAACGGGAAAGGGAAACUGUUUCAAACUAACUGAGAAAAUCAGCAAAUUCUUUCACCGAAAUGACCACCGUGGUAUCGGAAACUAUCAUCUCUGGAGUAGUGUCGCGAAGGAAAUUACUCCAAGCUAGUGUGAGCUGCUUGUGUAGCGAGGCAGGCUUCAGUGCAGUAGAUGAAAUAUCACUAGAGACACUUACCGAGAUGAUGCAAAGCUUCAUCACUGAACUUGGACAUAGCAGCCAUCUUUACUGUGAAUUGUCUGGAAGGGUGGAACCGGUAGUAGGAGAUGUUGUUAUGGCCCUGGUUUCCAUGGGUGUUAAACAUAGCUCUCUGGAGUCUUAUGCACAGAGAUCAAGAAGAUUAGUUCUACCCACUCCAACUCAAGCUGUGGCCACAAAGCAAAUUGGAAUUCUACAAACUGGCCAGAAAAGACCCCAUCCCAGCCAUAUUCCAGAUCACUUACCAGCUUUUCCUGAUUCCCAUGCCUAUGUUCAAACACCAACACACAAGCAGCCCAUCACGGACUAUGAAACUAUUCGGGAAAAAGCUUCAUGCCAAAAACGAGAUGUGGAAAGGGCACUGACACGGUUCGUUGCCAAAACAGGGGAAACCCAAAGUUUUUUCCUGGUGGAAGAUUUGACGCAUUAUCCGCUAAUUGCUUGUAAGCCAAUGGAUAAACCGUUCUUGGCUGCCCUGCUACCUCGUGACCAGACGUUCGAAGAAGACGAGGCCGCAGUUCACAUGCAGAAACAAGAAGAAGCAAACGCAGAAGCCAUCAAGGCAGCCAAGUUAGAUCAAGAGAAAGAGAACAAUGAGUUGAUGGAUAACCUUGGACCAAAUGGCUCACUGAUGGAAAUGUCAAAUUCCGAGCCAUUCAUUAUGGAAAAUCCAUUUAUCAGACCUGUUAAAAUGCCUCUUUCGAAGAAGAAGAGCUCCCCAUGAAUAUGUUAAAUUUCAUUUAUUUUUCCUACUUUGCAUUCUGAUUGUCACUUUACUUUUUCCACAAGUGUGAAUAGGAAUUUUCAUCAAAAGUA